GGGAGGCGUGGAGCCGGGCCGCAUGAGGAAGUGUAGAGCUGGGGGUACAGGGGGAGAGAGACGGCAGGAAGGAAGAAAACAAGCGCUGGAGUCUGUAGCGAGCGACACCAGGCGAGAAGGUUUUUUAUGUGUUAAAUCGCAAAAUCGGCAACGCGGAGGCACUGGCUAUCUCGGACCACUCUCCCUGAGAGCAACAUAGGUGUGCUGAGUGGAGCAGAGAGAGGGCCUGAGCGAUGCCUGCGCUGCAGGGGUAGAAGAGAGGAGGAGGGGGGCGGGAGAGGAAGGCGAUCCCAGGCCAGGCGGACGGACAUGAAGCUGAAGCAGCGCGUGGUGGUGCUGGGCGCGGUGCUGCUCCUGCUGGGGCUGGCCAAGGUCUUCCUGCUGGACGGCGGGGAGGGGUCGGCCACCAGCCGCCGCGACCUGCGCGCCUUCCGCCGCAUGGAGGCGGGGCUGCGGCUGGCGCGGGGGGCCAAGCUCACGCACACCCUGCAGUCGCCCUGGGAGGUGGCCGCGCAGUGGGUGGGGCCGCGGGAGGUCUACCCCGAGGAGACGCCCGAGCUGGCGGCCGUGCUCGGCGCCAUGGCCACCGCCCGUGUGGAGCGCGCCGAUGUCGGGUACAAGGGCACCCAGCUGAAGGCGCUGCUGGUGCUGGAGGGCGGGCAGAAGGUCGUCUUCAAGCCCAAAAGGUACGGUCGUGACUAUGUGGUAGAGGGGGAACCCUAUGCUGGGUAUGACCGACACAAUGCUGAGGUGGCUGCCUUUCACCUGGACAGGAUCCUAGGCUUCCGGAGGGCGCCCCUAGUGGUGGGCAGGUUUCUGAACCUGCGGACGGAGGUCAAGCCAGUGGCCACGGAGCAGCUGCUCAGCACCUUCCUCACGCAGGGAAACAACACGUGCUUCUACGGGAAGUGCUACUACUGCCGCGAGAGCGAGCCGGCGUGCGCCCAGGGCGAGGUGAUGGAGGGCUCGGUCACGCUCUGGCUGCCGGACGUGUGGCCGCUGCAGAAACACCGGCACCCCUGGGGCCGCACCUACCGGGAGGGCAAGCUGGCACGGUGGGAGUAUGACGAGAGCUACUGCGAGGCGGUGAAGAAGAUGGCGCCUUACGAUGCCGGCCCGCGGCUGCUGGAUGUCAUCGACACGGCCAUCUUCGACUACCUCAUCGGAAACGCCGACCGCCAUCACUACGAGAGUUUCCAGGAUGACGGUGGAGCCAGCAUGCUCAUCUUGCUGGACAAUGCCAAGAGCUUCGGGAACCCUGCCCUGGACGAGAGGAGUAUUCUGGCUCCACUGUAUCAGUGCUGCACGGUCCGUGUGUCCACUUGGAACAGGCUGAACCUCCUGCGGAACGGGGCUCUGAGCGCGGCCCUGCGCACGGCCACCGCUCACGACCCCCUGUACCCCGCGCUGGCCGAGGCGCACGUGACCGCGCUGGACCGCCGGCUGGAGAGCAUCCUCGCGACGGUGCGGCAGUGCAUCGAGACGCAGGGCGCCGAGAACGCGCUCAUCGAGGACCGCAUGAACCUGCCGCACCCCUAGGGACCGGGAGAGGGGCCUGGGGGGGGGGGGCAGGGGAAGGAGCAGCCGCUGUCCUGGGACGCUGUAGCCCCUGCCUUUUGGGCCUCCCCACCCCAUCCGGUUUAGAGCAGUGGGGCGCAGGGGUUACCUUCAUGCUGCUGGACCUGCUUGGAAUUUCCCUGCUUCAAAGGUCAGCAUCGCUGGAUCCACAGCGGGAGCCUCCAUACUGUUAAGUGACAUUUCGAGUGUCUACGCCAGUGGUGGGCGUGAGGCGCUGGGGUUGCCGGGCGUCGCUGGACACGAAGCAGAGGAGGAGCGCGGUCUCCUUGCCCACCGGUCUCGGGAUUCUGUCUGGGGAAGCCGUCGCCGAACUUGCCUCGGGCAGGACUGUGGAUCGAGCUGCCGGCUGUAGCGGGGGGCCUGCGGUGCUUUGGAGCCCUGGCUCACUAAGGGACAGCGAACUGUGCACACUAAAACGGCUCUUUCCAAAAGCGCGCGAAAGAGGACUGGGGCCGGAGGGUGGGGUUUGUCUUACUGCGUGAAUAAACCUCAAGCGCUGCGGCCAACGCAGCCUGGAGUCGAAACCUGCCCUGAGCAAAAGUGUAUAGACAAUGUGUUAAUAAUGUUGAAAAUAAUUCUGGGAAUUGUCAUUAUAAUAUUAUGUAAAAGAACUGAGGAUUCAGAGUUUAGGUGUGCUGUAUAGCUGGGGGGUGUUUAUCUGGACUGGGACGCUGCUGGAAUCCAGGAAGGGUUGUACUGGGGGUGGGGGGGUAAUUGUGGAGAUGAUUUUACAUUAAAAAAUGAGGUUUAGCUGCUUUUAUU
Molecule: messenger RNA, 2340 nt
Organism: Lepisosteus oculatus (spotted gar)
Lineage: Eukaryota; Metazoa; Chordata; Actinopteri; Semionotiformes; Lepisosteidae
Gene: fam20b
Product: FAM20B glycosaminoglycan xylosylkinase
Biological process (GO): proteoglycan biosynthetic process
Cellular component (GO): Golgi apparatus
Molecular function (GO): phosphotransferase activity, alcohol group as acceptor
Source: RefSeq, a predicted model, not a curated record